UUGAGUUGUACCCUGCACACGCGCACACACACACACACACACACACACACACACACACACACACAGCCCCAGCUGUCCCCAGCGCCUCCAAGUGUGCUGAGAGGUUGGGAUGCUGGCUGAGUGGGGGGAGGAGGUUUGCCACCAGAAACCAGAGCCCAUUUACUGGCUAGCCCACCUUCCCAUGACUCACCCCCAAAGUGACGGCUGCUGUCUCAGUGUGGAGGCCGACCAGAGAGAGGCUGUCCAUUUCUGGAGUGUUCUGACUGAAGUGGAGAUAUGAACCUGCACGGGGUUCACGUCCUGCUGGCUUGGAUUCUCUGUGGACUGUCCGGUCCGGCCUUCUGCUCGGAAGACGAGACCCGCCUGGUCAAACACCUGUUCAGCGGUUACAACAAGGUGGUCCGUCCCGUCAACCACUUCAGCGAGGCCGUGGUGGUCACGGUGGGACUGCAGUUGAUUCAGCUCAUCAGCGUGGAUGAAGUCAACCAGAUUGUGACCAGUAAUGUCCGCCUCAGACAGCAAUGGAUCGACGUGAACCUACACUGGAAUCCUGACGACUACGGUGGGAUCAGGAAGAUUCGCCUCCCGUCCACAGACAUUUGGAAGCCCGACUUGGUGCUUUACAACAACGCGGACGGUGACUUUGCUAUCAUCCAUGAAACUAAAGUCCUGCUGGAGCACACCGGAAAGAUCACGUGGAACCCGCCCGCCAUCUUCAAGAGUUACUGCGAGAUCAUCGUCCUGCAUUUCCCCUUUGACCUGCAGAACUGUAGCAUGAAGCUGGGAACGUGGACCUACGACGGCCGGCUGGUCGUCAUCAACCCUGACAGUGACCGACCAGACUUGAGUAACUUCAUGGAGUCGGGAGAGUGGGUGCUGAAGGACUACAGGAGCUGGAAACAUUGGGUCUACUACACCUGCUGCCCCGACACGCCCUACCUGGACAUCACCUACCACUUCCUGAUGCUGCGACUGCCUCUCUACUUCAUCGUCAACGUCAUCAUCCCCUGCAUGCUCUUCUCUUUCCUCACCGGACUCGUCUUUUACCUGCCGACCGACUCCGGUGAAAAGAUGACUCUGUCCAUCUCCGUCCUGCUCUCGCUGACCGUCUUCCUGCUGGUCAUCGUGGAGCUCAUCCCGUCCACAUCCAGCGCCGUCCCCCUCAUCGGGAAGUACAUGCUCUUCACCAUGGUGUUCGUCAUCGCCUCCAUCAUCAUCACCGUCAUCGUCAUCAACACGCACCACCGCUCGCCCAGCACACACACCAUGCCCACCUGGAUACGCAAGGUGUUCAUCGAAACAAUCCCCAACAUGAUGUUCUUCUCCACCAUGAAGUGUCCCAGCCAGGAGGUCCGUCAGAAGAGGUUGUUCCCCACGGACAUGGACAUCUCUGACAUCUCAGGUAACCCCACCCCCACCAACGUCCCCUACCAGUCUCCCAUCAUCAAGAACCCUGACGUCCGCAGCGCCAUCGAAGGCGUGAAAUACAUCGCUGAAACCAUGAAGUCGGACGAGGAGUCAAACAACGCAGCCGAGGAGUGGAAGUUUGUCGCCAUGGUUUUGGACCACAUCCUGCUUUGCGUCUUCAUGGCCGUGUGCCUCAUCGGUACGCUCGCCGUCUUCGCAGGAAGACUCAUCGAGCUCAACAUGCUGUGAAGGAGCGUGCACGGAAGAGGAUGCCAGCCAGCAUUUUUAAAGAGUUUAUUUGGAGGUGGGCUGAAAGGCCGCACGGCUCAUACUUGAAACUAUUCUCGUCUUUCUCUGUGAUGCUCCACUGGACGUGAUGAUUGUGUCGUGAUGUAAAAUACAAAAACAGUCAUGGAAUUUUGUUUCAUUUUUGCUUUAUCUCAAUGGAGAUUCUUUUUCAUUUUGUGUUUUCGUGUCCAUUUUAUACAGCUUGUUUGUUUAAUGACAUUUUUUCAUCGAGCCAGAGCAAAUUAUUUCCUGUCUGGAAGUUUUAUUGUUUGGGUUUGCUCGACGCUUAGCUGACAUCUCAUUCAGUGUACAUACAAUUACAAUCCCCCACCCCCAAUCUUCCAAGUUUUAUUCUUGGCCAAGUGAUGGGUAAAAAAACAAAACUAAUGUGCUACUUUAGUUAAAAGAAGAUACUUUUUGACCAGGCGUUCACUCAACUCCAAUACUCACUAAACCCACUUUAAUUAAGUUUCAUUUAUCAAUUAAAAUGUCGCCUUUUUAAACAUUAAUACUGCCCCAAGUGCCUUUUUGGUAAAUGUUUUAGGGCAUUUUAUUAAAUAAAUGAGGGGGAACACGAUAACUGCAUGCAUAAAUUGCAUAAAAUAAAAUUAAAUAUCGAAAUUGCACAAAAAGUGUGCCUUAAAAAUUGCCUAUAUUGACUAUUAUGGUUUUACUUCAGUCAGGCGUUGGUUGUAUAUUACAUACUCUUAAAAAAAAUGAUUAGACCACCCAUGUUUCUUCAGUUUCUUGUUCAUUUGACUGAUACAACUAAAAGGUUACCUCUGUUUGGACGACAUAAUAACGUAAUGGAGCCGCAACCCACUUUGGGGUCCCGACCCACAAGUUGAGAAUAACUGCAAUAGACCAACCUCAUGCAGCUUUUUGAUGUAGAGGACAGAGGAAAAACAUCCAUUUCAUUUUUUUUCCCCUUUUCAUUGCAACAAUACAAAUAUUAUUUUCACUUUUGAAAAGAAAAUUGUAUAGAUGUGUUCUUUUUCAAUGCACAGCAACAAUAUAGUACCUUUUCACAGUUUUUAAACGCAUUGCAAUUGAACCGUAGUGAAGACUAUAUCUGACAUUUUCAAAAGGAUAUGCGGAAAACUAAAAUAAAGCAAAACUGGUUUACUCAAGUAAUGGUCCAGUUAAAUGAAUAAGUCUUAUAUGGCACAAAAAUGUCUCAUAUAAAAACUGUAUUCAAUUAAAAAUUAAAUAGCAUUUAUAACGAGAAGCAGCAUAGAAAAUGGAUGGAUGGAAUUGUGUGCUGAGUUGUUUAAUAUUUACUGUAACUAUGGUCAAUAUAUUAGUGUAACAUACACGUGACUUUUUUUUAGUGUGUAUUUAUUGCUUUGUCCCAAGUGAUGUGAUUGAUAUUGAUGUUCUGAUGUGAGGAGGCUGAGGUUUGAUUCCAGUAGGUUACUUAUGCACUAUGCAAAAGGGCCCCCUGUGAAUCGGGGCCCUACAGACUCUAGAAUCAUCUCUAUACAAAGUGUCAAUAUUACAUUGUCGCUGCAGUGUUUUUGGUUGUUGAUUUUGCAGCUGCAAAUGAUUGAAUUCAACGUGACCAUGCAGUGAAGUUCAUUUUGAGCUCACCAUUUUUUUUUUGUACUUCCAUUUGUGUGGAGAACUUGGAAAUAAA
This is a messenger RNA of Dunckerocampus dactyliophorus (ringed pipefish), 3331 nucleotides long. RefSeq names its product acetylcholine receptor subunit alpha-like. The record is from RefSeq and is a predicted model, not a curated record. The coding region runs from base 277 to 1656 and encodes 459 amino acids. Lineage: Eukaryota; Metazoa; Chordata; Actinopteri; Syngnathiformes; Syngnathidae. Gene Ontology annotation, cellular component: synapse; neuron projection; postsynaptic membrane. The transcript has 10 exons. Gene Ontology annotation, molecular function: transmembrane signaling receptor activity; acetylcholine-gated monoatomic cation-selective channel activity. Gene Ontology annotation, biological process: regulation of membrane potential; monoatomic ion transmembrane transport; signal transduction.